Messenger RNA from Mizuhopecten yessoensis (Yesso scallop), 2947 nucleotides. Its product is annotated as mutS protein homolog 4-like. Gene Ontology annotation, cellular component: nucleus. Lineage: Eukaryota; Metazoa; Mollusca; Bivalvia; Pectinida; Pectinidae. Bases 70 to 2733 code for a protein of 887 amino acids. The record is from RefSeq and is a predicted model, not a curated record. Gene Ontology annotation, molecular function: ATP-dependent DNA damage sensor activity; ATP binding; mismatched DNA binding. Gene Ontology annotation, biological process: reciprocal meiotic recombination; mismatch repair. The transcript is spliced from 26 exons.
CUGACCUAAGAAUGUGAACAGAUGCAGACGACGCAUAAAUAUUUUGAGACAUUUUACUGAAGAUUCAAUAUGGCUACUGUACAACCAAAAUAUAAUUUUGGGCUUCUGCAGACUCCAAUGUCAAAUAUCUCUGGAUAUGAAUCAGAAACAAGCACUGAUGUUUUUCAAAGGAUUCCAAGACAGAAUGUUGAUCAUCUGCUCAAGGGUGCAGGGCAUGCAUCAAGUAAAUUCCCUGCAGCUUCUGGCUUGACUUCAAAUACAUCAAGUACAAGUGUUGCUGGUGUGAGGAAGAGAGGAAAAGGUUUAGGGUAUACCACUCCAGGCUCUACCAGUGCUCUGAGAACUCCAGCUUCCCGUCGGACACCAGGCAGCCUCAGCUACAGUACAACUACUCCCAGGGAUUCCACAACUGCAGUGAUUGUUGCUAUUGUGGAAGGCCGUGGAUUAGCCAAGGGAGAGAUAGGACUGGCCAGUCUGGAUCUCAAGUGCCCACACCUUACACUGUCUCAGUUCUCAGACACUCAGACUUAUGUUAAAACUAUCACUAAGCUUCAAAUCCUACAACCAAUAGAGAUCAUAGUUCCAAAUACUGCUUGUGAAAAUGGAACCAUGACAAAGCUGCUCAAACUGAUCAAUGAUCAAUUCCAGAAUACUAGCAUAUCAACAGUUCAGAGGAAGUAUUUCAACGAAACAAGAGGACUUCAGUACGUCAAGCAGCUGUGUGUACCAGAGUUCAAUACAGUGGAGAUGGAAGUUCGGUUGAAGUACUAUGCUUUGGCAGCAGUGGCGUCCCUCAUGAAGUAUGUAGAAUUCAUGCAGAAUAUGAUGUACGCUCCAGGAUCCCUCAAGGUUGUGUUCCAGGGCAGUGAAAACACAACUAUGAUUGAUGCAUCUUCAGCUAAGAAUUUAGAGUUGCUUCAAAACCUGAGAGAUCCAACCAGUGAUAUUACACUGUAUGGUAUUUUGAACUAUACAAAAACUCCGGGAGGAGCACGACUACUGAGGGCAAACAUCCUGCAGCCUCCCUCAGAUCUAGAGACUAUAACCAUGAGGCAGGAUGCCAUUGGGGAGUUGACAGAGAAGGAGGAGGUGUUUUACAACCUACAGACAGUGAUUGGUCAGUUCCCAGACGUUGAUCACUUACUGUCUCUACUGCUGCAGAUCCCAAAGCAGGAAACCAUUAAGAUAGCAGAGAGCAAGAUCACCAAUAUCAUAUAUUUGAAGCACACGCUGGAGCUUAUAGAACCGCUAAAGGAAGCUCUCAAGGACUGUGAGAAUCCUCUCCUGAAAGCCUACUGCAAGUCAUUGGAUGAUCCUCGGUUUGACAUCAUCAUAACAAAGAUAUCCAGUGUAAUUCAUGAGGACACGCGCUUCCAGAAGGGAACUCUUCACAUGAGAACUCAGAAGUGCUUUGCUGUCAAGCCAAAUAUCAAUGGUUUAUUGGAUGUGGCACGAAGAAUGUACACAGAGAUAGUGGAUGACAUAUCAGAGUUGGUAACACAGUUGGGUGGCCAGUAUGGUUUACCUCUGAAGACCAGCUAUAACUCAGCAAGAGGAUUCUUCAUCCAGACAUCCGCAUCGGGGAAGGAUGGUUUAACUGCAGACAAUUUACCUGGGAUUUUCAUUAAGGUUACAAAGGCUAAAAGCACGCUUAGCUUUACAACUACAGAUUUGAUCAAAUUGAAUGCCAGAAUUCAACAAUCUCUAGAGGAAAUAUACCUUAUGGCAAACAUAGUUGUGACUGCUUUGCUGAAUGACAUCAGGGGUUACUUGGGCUGUCUCUAUAAACUGACAGAAUCUGUGGCCAUUAUAGAUGUCCUCCUCUCAUUUGCCCAUGUGUGUACUCUCUCAAACUACGUGAGGCCAGAAUUCACCGACACACUAGCCAUCAAGCAAGGCAGACACCCUAUACUGGAGAAGAUUGCUAUAGGCCAGACUGUACCAAACAAUACUUAUGCUUCAGAUGAGAGCAAUUUCCUUGUCAUAACUGGACCAAACAUGAGUGGGAAAUCAACGUAUCUUCGCCAAAUUCCUCUACUCCAAAUUAUGGCCCAGAUUGGCUGUAGUGUUCCGGCCGAGUACGCUUCUUUCCGAAUAGCCGAUCAGAUCUUCUCCAGAAUAAGCACAGAUGAUGAGAUGGAAACUAAUUCCUCAACGUUUACUCUAGAGAUGAAAGAAGUGAACUACAUCAUUCAGAAUGCAUCCAACCGAUCACUGGUAAUCAUGGAUGAACUUGGAAGAGGUACCAGUCCAGAGGAGGGUGUAGGAAUCUGUCAUUCGAUUUGUGAAUAUCUUAUUCAGUUGAAGGCUUUCACCGUUUUUGUCACACAUUUCCUUGAGCUGACCAAUUUGGAUGUCUUGUAUCCUAACGUGGAGAACUAUUGUUUUGAUGUCCAGAGGUCGGUAUGUACUCAGAGCGCUGAGGAGAAAAUAAUUUUCACACACACACUUCAAAAAGGAAAGACUGAGGAGAGGCAUUAUGGAAUGGAGUUGGCAAAAAUGUCGAGCCUUCCAAGAGAUAUAAUUGAAAAGGCAGCUACAUGUGCUUUAAAGAUAUCGAGAGCAAAACAUUUUGCAGACGGAAAUACUUCUGAAAGCAGCAAACAACGGGCUGUGUUUAAACUUGCCACAAGGCUUGUGCAAACUGCCAGAAAUUCGAGAUUGGAUUCUGACGGCCUUAAGAUUUAUCUUCAUGGCAUGAAAAGUCAAUACGAAAAAGAAACAGGGCGAUAACUCCGUUGAAGGGUUGUACCUGUCUGGCUGUUUCAGUGUGACGCUGUACCUACCUGUCUACUUCAUUGUAAAGUUGUACCUGCCAAGUGCGAUGUUGUAGCUGCAAGACAAUUAUUCCAUCGCAGAAAUCUAUGUCACUAAUUCUAAUAUAUUACUGUAAAUAUUAUAUAUGGUUUAUGACCGUAAAGUUUGACAACAAUGAGUUUUUUUCAAA